Messenger RNA from Chelmon rostratus (copperband butterflyfish), 846 nucleotides. RefSeq lists its product as uncharacterized. Gene Ontology annotation, biological process: regulation of transcription by RNA polymerase II. The coding region runs from base 1 to 846 and encodes 281 amino acids. Lineage: Eukaryota; Metazoa; Chordata; Actinopteri; Chaetodontiformes; Chaetodontidae. The transcript has 3 exons. Gene Ontology annotation, molecular function: DNA-binding transcription factor activity, RNA polymerase II-specific; RNA polymerase II transcription regulatory region sequence-specific DNA binding. The record is from RefSeq and is a predicted model, not a curated record.
AUGAACUCGUUGAGUUUCUGCGGGCCGUCCGGCGCUGGAGUGUACCCCCUCCGCGGCGUGAACUCCAUGCUGUUCGACCUGCACCACCAGAUGGCGGAGCAGUACCGCGUUUACUCUGCAGCCAGUCCCACCGCGCACACCCUGUCUGUGGCCGAGAGACUGGCAGAGCUUAUUCUGGAGGCUCGGUAUGGCAACCAGCAGAAGCAGCGGCGCAGCCGCACGGCGUUCACAGUGUCGCAGCUGCAGGCUCUAGAGAAAGCCUUCCAACAGACACAGUACCCAGAUGUCGGCAUGAGAGAGAGGCUGGCCGUCUGCAUCAACCUGCCUGAAGCUCGCAUACAGGUGUGGUUCAAGAACAGGAGGGCAAAGUUUCGUAAAGGUCAGAGGUGCUCCCCGCUCUCCAGGGACCACAGUCUGGAGGACGCGCCGCAUCGCAGCAAGGCUGGACCGGAGGAAGUCAGGACUGAAGACAUACAGGACAUCACCGCGUCACACAUUGACAGCAGCAUCCCUCCUCCUCCUCCUCAUUUGCAUAAAAUGAGGGAUGCUUGCCCCCCUCUCGCUCCUUCAGACUCUGACGUUUCACAGUGCCCCCUCCGGCUUCACUCUCCUCCACUUUUCCCCUUCAUGACAGGGGAGCGUUACAGUCAUCCACCUCAUCAGCCGGUUGUAGGAGUGCUGUCCGCUGAGCUCACCCUCCCCCCGGUGUUCUGGCCCAUCAUACAGGAGCACAGCUCCGCCCUCGGGGUUCAUCCAUCGUUGGUUACUAAAAACUGUAGCCUCUCACUUCAGACUGCAUGUCCAAAUAAAACUGUGCCUCACCCUCACCUGGGGCUGCAACUGUAG